Molecule: messenger RNA, 2040 nt
Organism: Penicillium cataractarum
Lineage: Eukaryota; Fungi; Ascomycota; Eurotiomycetes; Eurotiales; Aspergillaceae
Exons: 6
Coding region: 1-2040 (679 amino acids)
Molecular function (GO): NAD+ poly-ADP-ribosyltransferase activity
Source: RefSeq, a predicted model, not a curated record
AUGACGCCCAACCCAUUCGCUGGGGUCGUCGUUACGGCAAGUGGAACUAUACCUGGUCAGACGCAUGCUGGCAUCAAACGUCUGGUCGAGCAAUGUGGUGCGAGGUUCGAAGGCCUCAAUGUCAAUGACUGCACACAUAUGAUCACCACCCGGAAAUAUGUGCAAAAUGCAACCAAGAAAGUCGAUGCGGUCCAGAAGGGAAAGAAGUGCGAGCUCGUCGGUAUAGGCUGGUUGGUCGAUUCCCUUAUUCGCAAUCGCCCCGUUAGCACCGAAGGCUACCUGCUCAAACCAGAGGAGGAGAACGUCCCUGGGAGUUCGCAACUCACACCAAACUCCCCCACGAGUCCAGAGAACAACAAGCGCAAGUUCGAGGCAGGUACGGAUCUAGUUGAGGAGCCCCCGAAAGUACGGAGAAACAACCUGGAUGUCCAUCGGAGAGGCUUGAUCGCCCUUGUGGAUGAUCGAUAUGAUACUCAAGGGGCAGAAGUAGCACUUUGGAUGGAUGAGCAGGAUGUGCGCUGGGAUGCCAUACUUAUCAACAAGCUAUCGAAGAACCCGGCAUCGAACACAGACCAAACCGUUCCAAUGAACAAAGUGGAAGUGCGUCGCUUACAAAUUCUAUAUCAUUUCAACUCCGACAAGUACUACACAUGGUUCCGACAGGUGGAUGAGAAGACGGAAGAGGGCGAACUCUACGGUUACGGCGACCUGAAAACAGCAUGCUCCGAGUUCAGGAGGCUAUUCCAGUCACACGCCCUCCUUCCUUGGAAUAAGCGCCACUUGCUUCCUCAGGGACACCCGGCUGAUAUCCAGAAUGAAGAACGCUGCAUCUUCAUCCAGCCUCCGUCGGAGGAAGAGAAGCGGACACUUGCGCCAUGGGUUGAGAAGCCAGAGGUUCCAAUCAAGGUGUCUGAUGGAGUGCCUGGUAUUCUGAGGAUCCUGUUCGGCAGUUCCAAUAAGCUGUCGAUCAACUACUUUUUCAACGAUUUGGCUACCGGCCGGAUCAGGGCCGCAGAUGCGACUCGACUAGAUGAACACACUCUACGAGUCGCCAUCGUUAUCCUCAACAAGCUCAACGUCACCUUAACAGAGCCACUAAAGAAGAGGAGAACGCGACACUCAGCCACUGCAACCAAUGAAAAUUAUAGAAUCCAACAGGCGUCCUAUCUGAAACAGUGCUACUUCGGUCUGCUUGGUAUUCUUUCCUACCGCUUAAUAACAGGACCGGAAUGUACAGACAUCGACUGGGUGGAACAGGAACUCGAAGACAUCAAUCUUCUACUGAAGCUGCGAAUCGCCAUGAACAAAGCCCAUCUCUAUUACAACCAUAUCCCCAGUGAGGUGUCGCAACAGGCAUUGCAAGCCCUAGGACUCGCUGAAAUCAAACGAGUUCGGAAGGAAACUCAUGAAUAUGACGCUCUAGUCGACUAUCUCAAAUUGUCAGUCGGGUCGCUACACACAGUUGAUUACAAGGAAAUUAUCAACAUCUUUCGGAUCCAACGUCCCGGGGAGGCUGAGCGUUACCACAAGUGGAGAGAAGCGAACAGCGACAAGAUUGGCCAACGAUGCUUACUUUGGCAUGGGUCUGGCUGUGAAAAGUUCAUCGGAAUCUUGAGUCAGGGAUUACGAGCUGGUCUCUUCCACAAGAGCGCAAGCGGAAUGUUUGGUGCCGGAAUAUAUUUUGCCGACAUGUCUGGCAAAGCCGCUCGGUACUGUGGUGGGCCCUUGGCUCAGGCAUUCAUGCUUCUUUGCGAGGUCGAGAUUGGCAAGGAUCCUCUGAACGUCCAGGAUUGCGAUCGUAACGCAGCGGCGACUCUCAAACUCCAGGGGAGAGUUGGGGUCGUUGCUCACGGUCGCUCAAACCACAAUGGAUGGAUGAAUGCGAAAAGCGUUCAUCGCCGCCUAGAUGGCGUUCGCAUGCCUGAUGUCUCUAAAGGAAGGGAGCAUCGGCCAGCGAAUACACUGGCGUACAAUGAAUACGUGGUCUACGACCCGGCCCAGAUCCAGCAGCGAUACCUUUUCCAUCUGAGAACCGGCUAG